Messenger RNA from Colletotrichum truncatum, 702 nucleotides. RefSeq names its product citrinin biosynthesis oxidoreductase CtnB. Gene Ontology annotation, biological process: secondary metabolite biosynthetic process. Gene Ontology annotation, molecular function: hydrolase activity. Lineage: Eukaryota; Fungi; Ascomycota; Sordariomycetes; Glomerellales; Glomerellaceae. Gene Ontology annotation, cellular component: nucleus; cytoplasm. The record is from RefSeq and is a predicted model, not a curated record.
AUGGACAAGCCCAAGGUUCUCUGCUUGCACGGAGCAGGUUCAAGCGGUGCCAUCUUCAAGGUGCAGCUACGACGAUUCACAAAGGCACUCAGCGCUCAAUUCGAUUUCGUCUUCGCCAAUGCACCAUUUGAAUGUGGCAUAGGACCUGGCAUGCAUCCCACCUUUGCCAGUUCCGGCCCAUUCUACCGCUGGCAGUGCGAAGAGUCAAACUCCGAGCAUCUUGGCUUGACAGAAGAGGACAUCAAUCGUGAGCGUCAGAUAGUGAAGGAUUAUAUAGGAAAUCUGCUCAAGAAGUCAAGCAACGCACCCUUUGUAGGUGUCAUUGGGUUCUCCCAAGGUUGUGGCAUUGCCACAGGAUUGCUCCUUGAUCAACAUGAGCUGGGUCGCUGCUGGGGAUACUGCCCCAUCUUCCAGUUUGCAUGGCUAAUUUGCGCCACUUAUCCACCACUAACGUUACUUACUUCCCAAGAACGAGAUUCCUCUGUUCCAACUGAAACUAUUAGCAUUGCCUCUCUGCAUGUUAUUGGAACGAAGGAUCCCUACAAAGGGCAAUCAAAGAAGAUGUAUGACUCUUGCUGGAAGGGACCAAAGGCGAAAUGUAUCGAAUUUGAGGGUAGUCACCAUGUUCCCACGGCGCUCAAGGAUGUGGAUUCCAUGCUGCGGGCCUUGUCAAAUAUUACUCAAGGGGUUCUUAUCAUGUGA